AUGUUCCGCUCCGCCACCCGCUCGCUCGUCGCCCCGGUCGCCCGCCGUGCCGUCCUCUCGCCCGCGUGCGUUGCCCCGGUGCGGUUCGCCCCCUCGCUCCUCGUGCAGCAGCGCACCUACGCCGCGUCGGCCCUCGCCCCCGAGACCAUCAAGCACCGCAUCGAGGACGUCCUCAAGUCGUUCGAGAAGGUCGACGCCUCAAAGGUCGCCCCGACCGCGUCCUUCACCAACGACCUCGGCCUCGACUCGCUCGACGCCGUCGAGGUGGUCAUGGCCAUCGAGGAGGAGUUCGCCAUCGAGAUCCCCGACGAGGACGCCGACCGCAUCACCACCGUCGGCGAGGCGAUCGACUACAUCACCAAGUCCCCCGAGGCGCGCUAA
Molecule: messenger RNA, 381 nt
Organism: Rhodotorula graminis WP1
Lineage: Eukaryota; Fungi; Basidiomycota; Microbotryomycetes; Sporidiobolales; Sporidiobolaceae
Exons: 4
Coding region: 1-381 (126 amino acids)
Biological process (GO): fatty acid biosynthetic process
Cellular component (GO): mitochondrion
Molecular function (GO): acyl binding; acyl carrier activity
Source: RefSeq, a predicted model, not a curated record